AUGAAGCUGGCCUCCCCGUCCACAUCCCCCAGACUCAUCCAGAAUCCUUCUGAUAUUAUAAAAUCGGAACCCAUUACCCAUCUCCAUCUGGCCAAGUGGAAGGCGGAAGACGACCUCAUGGUCAAGGCGAACCGACAGACACGCGACUGCAGCUCGUCCGGACCCUACUACUGCCAACAACAAGCAUCAGACCUCGAUGCGAGAAAGUGCGAACCCAUGUCUCCACCAGACAACUACUCAAUCACGUCCUCCCCACAAACCUUUGGCUGGCCACCGUCGUCUGAUUCAGGAGAGAGCGAGCCGUGGACGCUGCACCACCACGAGCUGCUGCCCGAUCAUUCCGGCUACGCCAAGUCGCCCUCGUCGCCUGCGAGCGGUUGGGACUGCGCGGUGCCGUACCAGUUCCAGAGCGCCCCUACGUCGGCCGGAUACUUUGGCGAUUGCGGCAUCCCCUUUACGGCCGCUACGCCUCCCCCCAUGCAGGCCAGCUACUCGCACUCGCCCGUCUUUGAGAUGGCCUCGAGCUACGGCAGCCCGCACUACCCACCCAGCCACUUUGCUGACGGCUCACCGUCGCAGCAGCAGCAGCAGCAGCAGCAGCGCCCGAUGACAUGUGGUGAUCUGGGCUCCCUGGUGCACGAAACGACGUCGCACCACGAAUACUCAUCUGCCGUCAUGGCAACGCCGCCCAGCGAGUACCAGGACGGCAGCAAGGGCAAAAACGACAUCAACAGCCUGCCGUACUCGCAGCUCCUGUACCGAGCGUUUAUGAGCUCCAACACGAGGAAGCUGUCUCUGCGCCAAAUUUACCAGUGGUUUGAAGACAACACCAACAAGGCGGUGAACAACAAGGGUUGGCAAAACAGCAUCCGCCACAACCUGAGCAUGAACCGGGCAUUUGAAAAGGCACCGCUCAAGGAAGACGGGACAGAAUCAAGACGGGCGACGGAGUGGGUGUUGGCCGACUGGGCACUGCAAGAAGGCGUACAGAGCACGACACGGUAUCGCAAAGGCAAUAUCCGGUCGAAAUCACACGGGUCGGAGCGCGACCGGCUAGCCAACAGCGCAUACUCUGGGGGUCGCAGAGGUGUCAUGGGAUACAGCGGGCGCGGGCGGGAGAGACACUAUAGCCAUCGAAUGGCGAUGCAUGGGCUGGCGCCAGAGUCACACCUUGUGUAUGGCGCUGCUGGUCCUCCUCCUCCUCCUCUUCCUGGCGCACCGCCACCCGGGCACCUUGGGACUUGUUCGACUGGGUUUCCCGAGGUGGAGGGCUACAUGACGGCGGCGGCCGGGGGGCUCUGCUACUCGGGCAUGGAAGUGCAGGAAGGCUACGGCGGCGGCGGCGGCGGGUUCGCGCAACAAGACGAGUCGACGAGCUACAAUGGAUAUGCCAUGUACAGCAUGGGCGAGGGGACGGCCAUGGGCGAAUAUGCCAUUGUUGGCGGCGUUCCCGACGGCACCCUGGCCGGAACCCAUGUUGGUGGCGUUGUGCCACCAACAUCAGUUGGGGUUCAAUUUGGGCCUCAGUUGUCGUCGACUUCGUCUGGCCUUGUCAUGGCCAACGAGCAGCACUCUCAGCACCAUCAUUACACGCAUGCCGAGUAUGAUACGAGACAGGGCAUCAGUCUCGCUCCUCGGGGGACACACGAAUAG
Cordyceps militaris CM01 is the source of this 1653-nucleotide messenger RNA. Its product is annotated as forkhead domain-containing protein. Lineage: Eukaryota; Fungi; Ascomycota; Sordariomycetes; Hypocreales; Cordycipitaceae. The coding region runs from base 1 to 1653 and encodes 550 amino acids. Gene Ontology annotation, biological process: regulation of transcription by RNA polymerase II. Gene Ontology annotation, molecular function: DNA-binding transcription factor activity, RNA polymerase II-specific; RNA polymerase II cis-regulatory region sequence-specific DNA binding. The transcript has 2 exons. The record is from RefSeq and is a predicted model, not a curated record.